AUGACCAAGAAAGUCGUCAUAGCCAUGGACAUCUACGGGACUGUCCUCACUAUGGAGACCAUCGUCCAAGAGCUGGAGAAGCACUUCCCCAAAGCCAACGCUGAGACUAUACUAAAAACAUGGAGACAACACCAGCUGGCGUAUACUUGGAGAUUAAACAGUUUGGGACGCUUCCUACCCUUCUCCGAAGUAACUCGUAACGCCCUGUCCCACACCUUGGCAGAAACCCCCGGAGCCGAUCUGGCAGAGCAGCACAUCAACAGAAUCAUGGCCGCCUUCGAGAACAUGGGCACAUUCCCGGAUGUUGGACCAACGUUGAGUCGACUGGCAGUGACCCCCGGUGUCAUACCGGUGGUGUUCACCAACGGAACCAAGACAAUGGUAUCCCAUUCAUUGUCCAAAUCAAAAGACCUUGCACCAUACUCGGCAGUCUUCCAAGACAUUGUCACCGUCGAAGAUGUCAAGCAAUUCAAGCCAGCGCCGGCAGUGUACGACCACUUAGCGAAGAUGGUGGGAUUAGUAUCCCAAAAGGAAGACAUUUGGGUGAUCAGUGCCAAUCCAUUCGACAUCAAUGGCGCGCGCAACGCAGGUCUCAAAGCCAUCUGGAUCGACCGGAGUUUGACAGGAUGGACCGACAGAGCUGAGCCGAGUCUGGAGCCCACGGCAGUUCUGCACAGCUUGGAAGACAUUAUCCAGACGAUUACUCAUCAUUAUAAAGACGAAUUGAACCGUCAUGUUACACGUUGA
This is a messenger RNA of Aspergillus ruber CBS 135680, 747 nucleotides long. RefSeq names its product haloacid dehalogenase, type II. The record is from RefSeq and is a predicted model, not a curated record. The transcript has 2 exons. Gene Ontology annotation, molecular function: hydrolase activity, acting on halide bonds, in C-halide compounds. NCBI's taxonomy places the organism in Eukaryota, Fungi, Ascomycota, Eurotiomycetes, Eurotiales, Aspergillaceae. The coding region runs from base 1 to 747 and encodes 248 amino acids.